GGGCGCGGGCCUAAGAAGAACAAAAGAAAAAAAAAUGUUCUCAGCAAAACUAUCAAAAAAGCACCAGAGCAUGAGGGAAGCAAGCACCCCUGGCUUCUUCAGGCUCAGGCUUAGGGCGUACCCCAGAUUUUCAGGAGGCAGAGCAAGCCCAAGGCCAGGCCCUGCAGAGCAUUUUCCUCUCUGAGAGAAAUAACUGGUGCGCCUGGCUGUGGGGGCUCCGGGACAUUGGCCCAGGGCUCAGCGACCCCCAACCCUCUCUGCCCCUGGAGGUCCAGACCCUGCUCGCUCUCACCUUAGUUGGUUGAAUGCACACCUUCUCUGUGCAGAUACUGCAUAGUGCUGAGGAUUCAGAAAUGGUUAAGCACAGCCACUGUUUGGGAGAGCCCACAAUACGGGAUGGGAAAAGCUCAAAAAUGGAUCCCUUGGAAAUACAGCUGGAUAAAGCUGCCUGAGAAGGGGCCAUAUCAGAAUUGUCACACUCUCACAUCUGGUGCAGUAUUUGGUGCAUAGAAGACACUGAGUAAAUGUUGACUAAAUCCUUGAGUUGGUUAAUUUCCAGAUAAGUGUCCUGAUGGCUAUCUUAAGAAUCCCCAGAAAAGAUCCUGACUCCAGGUGGUCGUGUGUCAGCAAAGUUUCCUAAACCGGAUUGUGUGUGUACAGCCGGACAAAGCUAUGGAGGCUGAAAGCUGCACCAUGCCUGUGAUUAGUUACAGCCGCAGAAAGUGAGGGCAGGAGUGGGGGAAUGAGGCUGGAGGGAUCACGGGGAAGGGCACGGCUGCAGCAGGAGGACCUUCAUGCCCUGUGGAGGGCUGAGGCUCCACGGUGAAGCCUGCCUGUGUGAGGCGGGGAGAGGGUUAGUGACUGGUGGACAGGGAUUGAUUUGCAAGUUAAGAGUUCACUCAGUGAUUCAACAAAUCUUUACUGCACACCUAUCCUGCACUAGUUGCCAUGGCGACAGUAGAUGGACCUUGGAGUCUAAUGGAGGAGAGUAAAAAGGCAGAGUUGCAGUGUGCUAAGGGAGUAGAUGAGAGACUGGGAGCAAAGGGUGUGGAUGGAAGGCGGGGAGGGCUUCCCAGAAGGGACCUGUCAGCUGAGGAGUGACUGAGCAGAGCAGAGAGUGCAGUCCAAGAGCUAAGGAGCGCCUGAGCCACGCCUGCUCGGGGAAGGGAAAUAAAUUCCCUCCGCCAGUGUGUGGAGGGCGGGGACUGGAGCUUUAGCAGAGAGGCCAAGGGUUUGGAUGCACCUGUGGGAGGAAGGAAAACGGUAGUGUCUGUAUAUAUUUAGUAUUUAGUAGGUGGUAAGAGAAUUUGGAUAUUAGAGGGAAGGAGAGCAAGGGGUCUAGCGCUUCUGGUGGAGGCUGAGCCGCAGGAGAUACGCUAGGAGAGGUGUUGGAAACUUGCUAAGUUUGAGACGGCAGUGGAACAGCCGGGGGGCCUGGGGAGGCAUUUCAGUGUAAGGGCCCCGGAUCCUAACUUCUUGGGGGACCGAGUCCCAACCCACCCAAAUCCCCGGGUGUUGGGACAUUCUCACUCGAGUCCUUGGGAUUUGUGAGACCCCCCCCCCCGCCCCUCCUAAUUCCUAGUUUCUGGGAGUUGGGAGCUCCUCCUUCAAUAAAAAGUCGCCUGUGUUGGAGGCCCGGGUUCGUGUCCCUGUACGCCCCCCACCCCGCCCCCAGUCCCUGGAUGUCGGCACCUCCUCCCUGGCACCAGCUGUGGGUGUUGGGCGCCCCUCCCCCACCCGCGGGCGUUCGGAGCUCGUUCCCCCACAGUCCGUGGGGCGCCGUCCCUGCCAGCGAUGGCGUCGCGGGCUCUGAUGGGGGCCCUGGCGCUCUGGGGCUGGGCGCUGGCGCCGGCGGGGGCCGUGGACGCCAUGGGCCCUCACGCGGCCGUCCGCCUGGCCGAGCUCCUGACCCCGGAGGAGUGCGGUCACUUCCAGUCGCUCCUGAAGGCGCCGGAGCCGGACCUCGAGGCCGAGCUGGCCAGGCUCUCCGAGGACCGGCUGGCGCGGCCCAAGCCGGUGCCCACGCUGGCGUCAUUGGGCCGGCGGCGGCGACGCGAGGCGGCGGGAGAUCUGGCGGGCCGGGAGGCCGAACCCGCGGACGUGUCCGACGGCUGCCGGGAGGGGCUGGCGGCCUGGCUGGCUGCCGAGGCCCCGUCUCUGUCGUGGGACCGCGUGGCCCGGGCCCUGCGGCGCAGUGGCCGCCCCGACGUAGCCCGGGAGCUGGGCAAGAACCUCCACCAGCAGGCGACGCUGCAGCUGCGCAAGUACGGGCAGCGCUACCUGCCGCCGCCCGCCGUCCCUGUGGUCCCUGCCGGGCCUCCUGCCCGCGCCCCCGCCCCGGCCCCGUCUUUGCGCCCCCGCCGCUCCUCGAUCCCCGAGCCCAACUGGGACGAGCUGGAGCUGAUCGUGGAGCGACUGCCGCAGGCGCCGUACGAGCGGAGCCCCACUGGCUGGGCCGGGCCGCUGGCAUUCGGCUUCCUCACCGGCUUCGGGGGGGCGCUGGGCGCCGGGGCGCUGCUCAUCCUGCUCAUGCCGUGGAUCACCGGCGGAGACGGUGGCGGAGCCCGGCCCGGCAGCCCCCUGCUGCCCGACCCUUCCCUUCUCGGGCCCUCCAGGGAAGCGGAGCCGCUCUUGACUGCAGAGCCCCUCGAAUCGCUGGGGGCCUGGGCGGCAGGUGGGCCAGACCGCCCCUCGCCUCCCUGCGCCCAGUUGUGAAGUGGGUGCACAGUCCAGGAGGGAUGCUGCCUUCGACGUAUUAUACAAGUUAUGAAAUGCGCAAUGGAGGGAGCGAUCGGUUUGUUCGUUGGUUGGAAGUGACCGUCACAGCCAGCGGGGCUGCCAGUGGAGGAGGAGGGGCUUGGGUGUCCGUUCACUGGGGCUGGCGGGGGAGGCAGGCCCUUGCAGUUCUUGUCAGCUUUAGUUCCUUCUUUACCUCGAACUUAUUCUUCCACUCAAGAGCUACCACUUCUUGAGCACUAACGUGUGCCAGGCCCUAGGCUAAAGCAGUUACAUGUAUUAUUUGAUAUAAUCUUCAAAACCCCCAAAGGAAGGUCUUAUCUCCAUUACACAUAAGGAAACUGGCCACAGCUAGUUAGUGGCAUAGCCAGGUUUUUGAAUCCGGAGCUGCUUGAGCCAAAAGUUUGAGCUCAGAGGGAAUGAUCUGUGAGGGGUAGGGAGCUGGAGAAACACCAUGGGGACCAGAACAAGCCCUGGAGCUUCUGCUUACCCUGAGGCCCUGCCUUGGGUGGCACAGCUAGAAGUGUGCCCACUUCCAGGGGCUGCUGCUCCCAGCUGCUCUCCACUCAGGCAGGGCUCCUGAGGCUCCAUCUGGAGCCCCCAAUUCUCACCCACCUGAGGAGGGGCUGGGGCACUGCCAGGCCACCUGAGGAGCGGGGCUGGGGUGAACCCUCUCAGACUCAGACUGCUGCCGAAGGUGGGAGGCUGGCUGGAGGGUCCCGCUGGGUGGGAGUGCUUGACUCCCCCCGCCCCGGGCUUUGGUGUAAGAGCAAUGACAGAAUGACAGGCCAGUCCAAGAGGAGAGUUGAAAACAAGAUUGACGUAACCCUUUAUUGCAAAUUCUAAAGUAAAAAGAUGUACAGUACAAAGUAAAAUUGAAAUUUCAGACUAUAAACUUCCAAUCCACUUAUACAUUCUCAUUUCUCAAGCAUUUCUGCCAUUUCCGCAUAAACGGAACAGGGAACAAGUCGAGGGGGGUGAGGAAAGGAGAUACAGCAAGGGAAAGAAAUUAAGUGUCUAGAAUAAUCACAAACCCCAGAAGCAAGUGAAAGGAAAGACAUUUUCUCGACCUGCUGUCCUGGUGAUGAGAAGCGGGGGUGGUUGGAGCAGUGCAGUUUAAAAUGGCUCUCAGAAUAGCAGCAUUUAUGGUACCAUUUCAUCUUCCGAAAGUCCAAAUAGUACUUUGCCCUUCCCUAGUGCCUUGGCCUCUGUAUCUCAAAAACACUUUACAAAACAUGUAGUUAAAGCCUCACAACACCCCUGUGAGGUAGGUCAGUAUUAUUAUCCCCAUUUUACAGAUGGGGAAACUGAGGCACAGAGAGGUUAAGUGACUUGCCCAAGGCCACACAGCGAGUCAGUGGUUGAGCCGGGGAUGGAACAAAGGAGUUCUGUCCCUCUUCUGGAACCACUGGACCGCGCUCCCCUUUACCUAUAUACAUUCUCCACACACACACACACCACACGUGCACACCCGCCCACCCCACCCCACUCAGCCUCUAUGUACAGCAAACAGCAGUGGGGGCAGGGGCAGGGGGCGCCUCAGGAGUGUUUUAAUGGAGGAAAUCUUGCUACUCUUGGAAGGAGAAUCCAAGAAAGCACAAAGCUGAGCCCCAACACAGACUGUGCAAACCUUGGGCCCCUCCGGACGCAGACUUCCUCUCCUCUCCUGAUGUCCCCCUGGCUGGCUAGUUGCAGCCGAUUCUUUAGGGGGUGGGGGUACCUGAAAAUGAACGAAGCUUUUUGCAAAACUUUGGGCAACAUCUGAGAAAAGAAAGAGGCAUCUUUACAGAAGAUGCCCAGGACUCAAGUCACAAAGUCAUAACCCAUGGCAAUCUCACCUCCACAGCAGGCCUGGAGGCUGGGGGCCGAGGGGAGGAGGAUGGGGACUGACCUACCCGCCAUCUGUCUCCAGAGUGGAGCUACUGGAGCGGACAAGAGUGGGCACUUCAAAAUCCUCCUGAGUGUUCCUGGACCGGGAGACGUGGCCUAGAGAGGGAUGUCCCCAAAGCGGGGCAAGGGGAGGGAAGGGGAGGGAGGGGCGCCCCCCUUCCCCGCACGAACGUGAGGGAGACCAGCCCUAGUCUGCUGGCUCGUGGUCGGGGUGAUGGAGGGCAGGGCCCAGCAAUAGCUUGCAGCGUGGAGGCUGUGGGGCGUCAGGCUCACCUGAGCUUUGGGGCGUUGGAAUGGUUUUCUUAACACACUGGUGAAGAAGGCAGAAGUGAGGCCAGCCCAGCUGGGCUGGCUGCCAUCCUCUCUGGGGUCGCUGCCAGGGGGACCGGCGCAGAAGGGCUUUCCUGGGGGCCGGCAG
Phacochoerus africanus (Common warthog) is the source of this 5044-nucleotide messenger RNA. RefSeq names its product transmembrane and death domain 1 (gene TMDD1). Bases 1795 to 2715 code for a protein of 306 amino acids. The record is from RefSeq and is a predicted model, not a curated record. The transcript has a single exon. Gene Ontology annotation, biological process: signal transduction. Gene Ontology annotation, molecular function: protein binding. NCBI's taxonomy places the organism in Eukaryota, Metazoa, Chordata, Mammalia, Artiodactyla, Suidae.